AUGGCUCAAAAUCCACAAGUCAGUAUCCCAAUGUCAGAAUCCAGUACAAAUGGCAUCCCAAGCAAGAAUUUGAUGAAAGCCACCACUGUCAGCUUUCACAACAUUUGCUAUAGAAUGAAGACCAAGAGUGGCUUUAUAGAUUGCCGAAAAACAGUUGAGAAAGACAUUUUGAGAGAUAUCAAACUACUGGAUAUUUUAGCUGCACGGAAAGAUCCUCAUGGCUUGAGUGGCGAUGUUCUAAUCAAUGGAGCUCCUCAGCCUGCCAAUUUUAAAUGUAUAUCUGGAUACGUUGUACAGGAUGAUGUGGUGAUGGGGACCUUGACCGUGAGAGAGAACUUCCAAUUCUCAGCUGCCCUCCGAUUGCCAAAGACUGUGAGGGAGCAAGAAAAGAAGGAAAGGGUUGACCAGAUACUCAAGGAGCUGGGAUUGACAAAAGUGGCCGAUUCAAAGGUUGGAACCCAGUUUAUUCGUGGUAUAUCAGGGGGAGAGAGAAAAAGGACGAAUAUCGGAAUGGAGCUUAUUACUGAUCCUGCAAUCUUGUUCUUAGAUGAACCAACUACUGGAUUGGAUGCUAGCACAGCCAAUGCUGUACUGCUUCUCUUUCAAAGGAUGGCCAGGCAGGGAAAAACAAUAAUCUUUUCCAUCCAUCAACCUCGCUACUCUAUCUUCAGACUGUUUGAUAAAUUGACCUUACUGGCUGCAGGAAGAAUGCUCUAUCAUGGACCUGCUCAGAAUGCCCUAGAAUAUUUCAGAUCUAUUGGUUAUGAGUGCGAACCAUACAACAAUCCUGCUGACUUCUUUCUGGAUAUCAUUAAUGGAGACUCAACAGCUGUGGCUUCGAACAAAAAUGAUGAAAUUGAUAUAGAUACCAUUGACGAACGCACCUGUCACAAUAAGUCAUUGGCAGAGAAAUUAGCAGAGAAGUAUUCCAGUUCUGCUUCCUAUGAAGAAACCAAAACAGAAUUAGAAAAGCUGUCCUCGGGGAGCCAAAAGGAGACCACUUGUCGAGAAAUCACCUACUCUACUUCCUUCUUUCACCAGCUCAAGUGGCUCUCUAAACGGAUGUUCAAAAAUCUGCUAGGCAACCCACAAGUCUCCAUAGCACAGCUAUGUGCUACCAUUUUCCUGGGAUUAGUCGUAGGUGCCAUAUUCUUUGGAAUGACAGACGAUGCUAGUGGUUUGCAGAAUAGGCUUGGUGCCAUAUUCUUUAUGACCAUCAACCAGUGUUUCAGUAGCAUUUUCGCUAUUGAACUUUUUGUUGUGGAGAAGAAGAUAUUUAUACACGAGUACAUCAGUGGAUACUACAGAAUUUCUGCAUAUUUCUUCUCAAAGCUAAUAGGCGAUUUAAUACCCAUGAGGACUUUACCGUGCAUUAUUUUCACGUGCAUUGUUUAUUUCAUGUUAGGUCUGAAACCAACAGCAAAGGCCUUCUUUAUAAUGAUGUUUACUCUGAUGCUGGUAUCUUAUACAGCUACUUCUAUGGCGCUAGCUAUUGCCACAGGACAGAGUGUGCUGGCUGUAGCUAAUAUACUCAUGACCAUCACCUUUAUUUUUAUGACUAUUUUCUCUGGAUUGUUGGUAAAUCUCACCAGUAUACUGCCUUGGCUUUCUUGGCUCCAGUACUUCAGCAUACCUCGAUAUGGGAUGACAGCACUGCAGUUUAAUGAACUUACCAAUCUCAAGUUCUGCAACUUAAACGCAAAUGAAAAUUGGAGCAAUUCUAACUGUUCGGAGGUUACCAAGUUACAGAUGUGCACUGGAGAACAAUAUCUGAAAAGCCAAGGGAUCGAAGCAACUGCAUGGGGCCUGUGGCAGAAUCACAUUGCACUUGCUUGCAUGAUGAUAAUUUUCCUUACAAUUUCAUAUAUCAAGUUACGGUUCAUGAAAAAAUUCUCUUAAAGACAAGUCUGUGAUCCAGACUUCCCUGGGGAUGUCCUAAGUAGAAGAGUUGGAGGCAUGACUAUUCUCUUAAGUCUUUUUUUCUUGAACACGUAAUGGAAAAAACCAGUAUUGCAAAAUAUCUGCAUUUAUAGUACACCUAAAUAUUAUUUUUCUAUAUUGACAUACUUGUUUGUGGCACGUCUACCCUAAGCAGCCAAAAGUCUGAGCAGUUUGGCAGGAUCCAAUCAAGACUGAGCACUUGCAAGCUCUGUAGAUAUAGGUGGGAGAGAGUUAAUCAUGUGCUUAAUUCUCCCAUAGAAACCAAUGGGAUAUAAAGUGCUUAAGUCCAAAAGGAUCAAUAUUAAUUAAAAUGCAGAACAGUUUUAAGAGGCAUUGUCAUGAACCAAUGCAACUUAGGAGCAAGAAAGUUGGUUUUCUAAAACUAAGCUCUUUUUAUUCACAGGAUUAUAGAAUACACCUUCUGCUACUGCUUAGAUGGCACUUCUGGUGUGUUCAGAACAUGUCACACAGAUUAGCACUAUGCAUAUGAACCUCCUCAUGUGUUCAGUGUAUGACUGGAAGGAGCAAGGAACAGGACUGCAUUUGCAGAUCUCAUUCCCCGCAUUAUGUGUUUCACCGGCCCUGGUCCCCGUUGCAUUUGGCAUGAUGUUUGAAAAGGGGAAAUAUGUGCUUGUAUACACACAAGCCUCCCUUUUCAGACACUACACAAAACAUGUGGACUUGGAGACGGGGGUGGGGGCUUCCAUGUGUUCAUUGAAUGUGGGGAUGAAGUGUCAUGUGAAACCCCCUUGGUUAAGUCAGUAAAUUGGUUAUGCCCAACUGCACAGGUUAGGCUCUUAACAUCAAGGUUUGUUUUAGUGUUUAAGAAAGGCAGCUUUGAAAGAGGGUAGAUUGUGGAAAGCGGGGAGGAGAACGGGCAUUCAUCCUUUUCCUCACUCCAGAUCACCUCCUUCCCUGAAUGGCUUCCUAUCCACAGAGUUUCGCAUCAGCUUGCCCACUCAUACCAACUGAAAACUAUUAUUUCAUUGCAAUGUUCUCUUUUAUGUAGUAUCUUAUUUCUAACUCCACCCCAAAUAGGAGCCAGUCAAUUAAUUAGGAUACCUCUAAUUUAAUUUAGAAAUGCCUAUAUUUAGGGCAUCAAAUGAGUGGAAAGGUUUUGUAUACAAAUUCUGACUAAACAGCUGAAAAAUGCUUAGUGUGGUGUAGUGGUUAGAGUGUUGGACUACGACCUGGAAGACCAGGGUUCAAAUCCCUGCUCAGCUAUGAAGCCCACUGGGUGACCUUGGGCCAAUCACUGCCUCUCAGCCCCAGGGGAAGGCAACCCCCUCUGAAUACCGCUUACCAUGAAAACCCUAUUCACAGGGUUGCCAUAAGUCAGGAUCGACUUGAAGGCGGUCCAUUUCCAUUUUAUUAUAUAUUUCAUAUAAAGGACUAUGUUGAAGUGCAGUCAGACACCCAGUAUAAUUCUUUUGAUUUUUAAAAAAACAAGUAUUUCCUGUCUGUUUUGUAGUCUCUGUGGCCCACUCUGAGUUUAGGAUGAGAACAGAACCUCAUGAGCUGAGAUAGAUGCUGCAUGGUUUACAGCUCUAAGAUCUCGCCUCUCCCUGACCCUCCGCCACCUCUAUCCCUGGGUGGGUUGAGGUUCUUGCUUAAGAUUGUGAGCCAUGGGGAACAAAGGCAGACUGGGUCUGUUAUUUUAUACUGGUACAGCAUCUUGUUUCUGUUGAU
Messenger RNA from Rhineura floridana, 3630 nucleotides. RefSeq names its product broad substrate specificity ATP-binding cassette transporter ABCG2-like. The transcript has 14 exons. NCBI's taxonomy places the organism in Eukaryota, Metazoa, Chordata, Lepidosauria, Squamata, Rhineuridae. Gene Ontology annotation, cellular component: plasma membrane. The record is from RefSeq and is a predicted model, not a curated record. The coding region runs from base 1 to 1899 and encodes 632 amino acids. Gene Ontology annotation, molecular function: ATP hydrolysis activity; ABC-type transporter activity; ATP binding.